Messenger RNA from Cucumis sativus (cucumber), 778 nucleotides. Its product is annotated as protein BOLA2. Gene Ontology annotation, cellular component: cytosol; nucleus. The transcript is spliced from 3 exons. Gene Ontology annotation, biological process: intracellular iron ion homeostasis. NCBI's taxonomy places the organism in Eukaryota, Viridiplantae, Streptophyta, Magnoliopsida, Cucurbitales, Cucurbitaceae. The record is from RefSeq and is a predicted model, not a curated record. The coding region runs from base 209 to 493 and encodes 94 amino acids. Gene Ontology annotation, molecular function: 2 iron, 2 sulfur cluster binding.
UGAAAUCUCGUUAGGAUUAGAUCAUUUGGUAACCCUAAUAUGAUAGGAAUCUGUGAAGAACUCACUGCUCAAAUUUGACCGAUUAAUCCCAUUGUGGGCUUUGCCAAAACGAUCCAUGAGAAUCCAUUCCCCAGUUUGGGAAGAAGGAAACUAUAAAGCAAAGAAGAAGAAACGGUAGAAAGGGCAAGGAGCGAGGUCAGUGAAGAAUAUGGGUGUCACUAAGGAGCAACUCGAAUCUACUUUAACCUCUAAAUUGAAUCCUCAACAUCUGGAGGUAACUGAUACAUCUGGAGGAUGCGGGGCGAGCUUCGUAAUUGACAUUGUCUCGGAACAAUUUGAAGGGAAAAGGUUGCUUGAGCGACAUCGAUUGGUGAAUGCUGCUUUGGUGGAGGAAAUGAAACAGAUUCAUGCUCUCUCCAUCAAGAAGGCUCUGACCCCACAACAAUGGAAGCAACAACAAGAAGAAUCUGAAAAAUCAAAAUCUGCAGCUUAGAGAAUGGUUUAUAAGUAAAGUAAGAGCCAUGAUUGAUAAAUAAAGCAUACCAUAAAGCCUCUACAGUGAUGGUGUAAUCCUCAUUCUGCUGUACUUGUGUAUGAAAGUUUCUGCUUUUGAGUUUGUACUUCGUUGUGUUUAGUGAAUUUCUUUUGAAAUUUAGUAUCUGUCAUUUCAAAACGAAAAAAAAAAGAAAAAUGAAACAUUGGUUUUUAGAACCUAUCAAAGACUUAACCUUGUAUCACUUUUGAAAAAUUAAUCUAAACAUGGUCAACCAUUAUGGUA